Molecule: messenger RNA, 600 nt
Organism: Adineta steineri
Lineage: Eukaryota; Metazoa; Rotifera; Eurotatoria; Adinetida; Adinetidae
Source: the annotation of a GenBank genome assembly
AUGAGCGGUAUUCAAAUAAUAGCUUAUUUACUUCUUGUCUCUUUAUUCUCGACAAUAAACUGUAAUGUACAAGAAAACAGCAACGAAGAUAUGGAUUAUGCCAAUUCUUAUGCUGCUCGACGAAACUUGGUAGCAGAAUAUCUCCACCAAUACAUUGACAAACGUGCUGCUGCUAAAUCAAUUUGUGGUGCUUCUACUCAAUGUGCAGAUUCAUGUAAUCCAAGUACCCGCUAUGAUGCUAGUACUACAUGUGGUUUGACUUGUUAUGAUAAUAAGUGGGUAGAACAAGCUGGUAGUACAGGCAUUUGUCAACUUAGUUCUAAUGUUUGUGCUGGUGCUGCUUCUACUUUUUGUCCUGGUGGCAAUUAUACUAGAGUUCAUAAUGGUUUUGCAGGCAAUCCAAGUUAUUUUGAUUGCAAUAAUGGUUAUGGUUGUGGUAACAAUGGAGGAUGCUGUGUUCGUAUUGCUGGUGCAACUACUAAUAAUUGGCAAUAUUAUUGUCUUAAAUCAGAUGAAAAACGUAUAAAGGCUUGGGAACUUCCUCCACAGCCAGUUGUAAAAAAUUGGAAACCUGUGCCGUCUCAAAAAUCCGAAGUGUAA